Messenger RNA from Ctenopharyngodon idella (grass carp), 1693 nucleotides. RefSeq names its product upstream transcription factor 1 (gene usf1). Gene Ontology annotation, biological process: regulation of transcription by RNA polymerase II. Gene Ontology annotation, molecular function: DNA-binding transcription factor activity, RNA polymerase II-specific; RNA polymerase II cis-regulatory region sequence-specific DNA binding; protein dimerization activity. The transcript has 11 exons. The record is from RefSeq and is a predicted model, not a curated record. NCBI's taxonomy places the organism in Eukaryota, Metazoa, Chordata, Actinopteri, Cypriniformes, Xenocyprididae. Bases 72 to 1133 code for a protein of 353 amino acids.
AUUCGAUUAUAGAAAAUGAUACCCAUACUAAUGUGACAGACAGUAUCGAUGAUGUCCUGUUGGAGCCGAUUAUGUGCGCAUGCGCACAACCCGAACCGCCCGGUAACUCCUCUUGUAAACAAGACGACACGAGAAUAGUAAACGAUUUGGUCAGGCAACAGGGAGUAAAGACACAGUUUUCCUGUUACAUACUGACUGUGGAUAUGAAAGGACAACAGAAAAGUUCUGAACCUGAUGUCAAUGUCCCAGUCAUUGAAGAAGGGGCAGUUGCUACUGCAGAGGACCCGUCGGCAAUCACAACCAUUCAGUCUGCUUCUACGUUUUCCUCGGAGCAGCCGAUUAAAUACCUCUUCAAGACAGAGGGAGCUGGGGGGCAGGUAGGGGAGCUGUACCCUCCCUCAGGGCAGGUUACAUAUCGCGUAAUCCAGGUCGCAGAUGGACAGCUGGAAGCUCAAACUGACGGUGCAACAGCUGUUAGUGUAGUGACCGGGUUUCCGGCUACAACGCAGCCUGUUACACAGGCUGUUUUCUCUCAGUCAGAAGGCUUAGAUGGAGAUGGCACAGAAACCCAUUACACAUAUUAUCCCGCUACUAUCUCAGACGCUGCAGCAGGCACAAUGGUGACCGGUGUUCAGGCCUCAGAUGCUCUGCUUAGUCAGAGUGCUCCUGCAGGUCAGUUGUAUGUUAUGAUGUCCCCGCAGGAGGUCCUUACUGGAGCCAACCAGAGGUCUAUUGCACCUCGUACACAACCUUACAAUGCUAAGUCAGAGGGGCCAAGAACUUCAAGAGAUGAGAAAAGGCGAGCUCAGCACAAUGAAGUUGAGCGAAGACGUAGAGACAAAAUUAACAACUGGAUUGUUCAGCUCUCAAAAACAAUUCCAGACUGCACCAUGGAUUCCACUAAAACUGGACAGAGUAAAGGUGGGAUUCUAUCAAAGGCCUGCGAUUAUAUUCAAGAGCUGCGACAAAGUAACAGCCGGUUAGGAGAUGAAAUGAACAGCCUUGAGAGGUUGAGGAUGGAUAACCAGCUGUUACGGCAAGAGGUGGAAGAUUGGAAAUCUAAGAAUCAGAUUUUGAGGAACCAACUCCGACAGCACGGCAUAGUUGCAGCAGCAAGUGCAGAUUCCCAGUGAAGAAGGAUAUUGGAGUUUUGGAAAUUUAGAACAAAAACAUUCGGUGCUGGAGAUGGCACAUUUCUGCAGUUUUUUUUAACAACCUUGAACAAUGCCUAAUGCAGGACUUAAAUGAUGCAGUAUUGAAUAUACUGGUGAUCAGUGGCGUGCCAAGGUCUGUGCAAGCCACUGCUGGUGAUGAUUCCUCAUCAGGAUCUUGCCUUAUGUACAUAUUUUAUUUUUUUAUUUUUUGCAUCCUCAUGCCCCCAUACUUUAAUGUAAUUUAGCAUUCAUUUUUUAUGUACCAGGACAGGUCAGGAGAAUUUGUUCAUUUUGUACUUUACUUCUAAAUUAGUGGAAAUAAUGUAAAAUAUUUGUGUUAUGAAUGCAUUUUUCAUAUAUGUCAUACGUUUCAGAAGGUUUUUCAAUUUAAUUUGUUUGAAUAAUGAGCAUGUAAAAUAACUGCCUAUUAACUGACAAUUCACAACAUGGUAUGGUAUCAUAGUAGAUUUCACUAUUCAGAGUACUAAAUAGCCAAAAUUAUUCAGAGUACUGAAAUAAAUGGACAAAUUUCCCCUACA